This is a messenger RNA of Pseudopipra pipra, 2015 nucleotides long. It is a transcript of the gene CCN6, whose product is annotated as cellular communication network factor 6. Gene Ontology annotation, molecular function: integrin binding; heparin binding. NCBI's taxonomy places the organism in Eukaryota, Metazoa, Chordata, Aves, Passeriformes, Pipridae. The record is from RefSeq and is a predicted model, not a curated record. Gene Ontology annotation, cellular component: extracellular matrix; extracellular region. Gene Ontology annotation, biological process: signal transduction; cell adhesion. The transcript is spliced from 5 exons. The annotation marks the transcript as partial.
CACAGCUCAGACUGUUCCCUAUCUCUCAGUUUCACUUCUGAAUGUGCAGGAACAUGCGGUGGCUCCUUGUUCCCACCAUCUUCAUCAUCCCUUGUACGCAACAGCCCACCAGUGCAGCCUGGAGACAAACCUUCAGAAACUGGUGAAGUCCACCAGCGCAAGGAGGUUUGUCACUGGCCAUGCAGAUGUCCGCCUGUGCCAGCCUGCACCCCUGGGGUAAGCUUGGUGAAGGAUGGCUGUGGCUGCUGUAAAGUCUGCGCCAAGCAGUCAGGAGACCCCUGCAAUGAAGCAGACGUCUGUGAUCCCCAUAAAGGUCUCUACUGUGACUACUCGGAAGACGAGCCUAGGUAUGAAAAAGGCGUGUGUGCAUAUCUGGUAGCUGUAGGAUGUGAGCUCAAUGGAGUUUAUUAUCCCAACGGGCAGACCUUCCAGCCUAACCCACUUUAUAAGUGCCUGUGUGUCAGUGGUGCAAUUGGAUGUACACCUGUAUUCACACCGAAACUAGCAGUGAGUCCCUGCACCAGGGUCACGGGCAGAAAGAAGCCUGGACAAUCUAUUUGUGGCCUAGCACAGCACAAGCAGCUUCAAUCAACCAACUACAGACUAAUGUCAGCUUACAGAAGCUUACCGCUAGUCUUGAAGAAAAAGUGCCUUGUACAGGCAACUCCCUGGACACCCUGCUCCAGGACCUGUGGCAUAGGCAUAUCCAGCAGAGUGACCAACGACAACAGAAGAUGUGAGAUGAAAAAAGAAAAGAGAUUAUGCUUCAUCCAGCCAUGUCUGACUAAUAUGCUGAAGAAAAUAAAGAUUUCAAAAGGAAAAACAUGUCAACCAACAUUCCAGCUUCCAAGAGCAGAGAAGCUAGUUUUUUCUGGAUGCUCAACUACUCAAAGCUACAGACUAACUUUCUGUGGGGUGUGCUUGGACAAGAGGUGCUGCAUACCUAAUAAGUCCAAAAUGAUCACUGUACAGUUUGAGUGUCCCAACGAAGGCUUCUUCAAGUGGAAGAUGAUGUGGAUAACGUCGUGCGUAUGCCAGAGGAUUUGCAGUGCUCCAGGAGAUAUGUUUUCGGAACUCAAAGUCCUAUGACAAGUUACACCACUGACUGUAACACACUGACAAUGCAAAAGCACAUUCACACCCCGAGGAGUUAGCAUAACCCUCUGCCACAGCAGUGUUUAUACUGUGGCAGUAUAAACAGUAUAAGCAGUGAAAUAACAUAAGUGAAUACUUACUCAUUUUUUAAAUGUCACUGGAAAACACAAGCAACAGUGCAUCUUUUUAAUGUAACUGUUUUUAUAUGGGGAAAUACACUCUUAAGAAGGAUGCAUGUAACACUAGUACUGUCCAAACAAGAACUUUUGGUAAUUAAGAAAGGCAAAGCAAGACAGCUUCAUGCCUCACUGUAACAAGGUGCUGCCCACAAAAAAAAAAACAAACAUGCUCUAACCUAUUAGAAAAAAUAUUACCCUGUAGUACUUCAUCUAUCCUUCCUGAUUCUUAAAUUAACCUUUUCAACUAUGUAUCUGCAACAGUAAAACACAUCAAUGCUGUUUGAAAAUGAAGAAUUCAACUUUAAACUCAGAUUGCUUUUUGCAGCAGAUAGUGUUCCUCUAGUGUUGUGAAUAUAAACAAUGCACGUGUAAAGGACUAAAAAGUGGGCGGGCAACUGCAGAUAAUAGAUGCAACAUUUCAAGGAAACUACUAUUUUUAGAACAUUUUCUUAAAAAAUGCUCUCCACAAAUGCUAGUACAAUGUUUUAUUGAAUGCUUCUGGACGUGUACAUUGAAAAUUGUGAUUACUUAUACACCCACUCCAACUCUGCUAGAAGGACUUCAAGCUUCAAGAAAUCAUUGUAUUGAUCCAUUCUGAUGUUAAAACAGUCUUGCUGUUUUAAGACAGUUGAGGCUGGUAAGCAACUGGAAAUAGCUGUAUGUUCUAUUUCGUAAAAGUUCUUACUGUAAUAUAAAAAGCUGCUUACCCUGAUAAUUAUAAAUAUUAAAACAUCUAUUUUA